Messenger RNA from Camelus dromedarius (Arabian camel), 1378 nucleotides. RefSeq names its product transforming growth factor beta receptor 3 like (gene TGFBR3L). The transcript has 7 exons. Gene Ontology annotation, biological process: transforming growth factor beta receptor signaling pathway; regulation of transforming growth factor beta receptor signaling pathway; cell migration. Lineage: Eukaryota; Metazoa; Chordata; Mammalia; Artiodactyla; Camelidae. The record is from RefSeq and is a predicted model, not a curated record. The coding region runs from base 315 to 1241 and encodes 308 amino acids. Gene Ontology annotation, molecular function: transforming growth factor beta receptor activity; type II transforming growth factor beta receptor binding; glycosaminoglycan binding. Gene Ontology annotation, cellular component: cell surface.
CAGGGUUAGGGGCUGGUAGGGUAGUGUUUGUAGUGACUGGCCCCAUAUCAAGUGGCCAGUGUGAGGGGCCUCACACACCCCCACCCCAGUAGCCACAGGCCAGGCGGGAGAGGAGCCCUUAAUCCCUGGCAGGCCUUGGGCACCAGCUCUGAUGUCGGCCCGUCAGUCCACCGCCCCCACUUCCUGCCUCCCCAAGUGGCCACCCAACCAAGGACAGGGCGGCCUGCCCACCUGCCCAGCCUGGGUGCUGCUGGACUGGUGCCUCUGCCGCCGGCCCCGCACACCCCGCAAGCCCUUGCCCCAGGCAGUCCAGCAUGCUGGGCGCCAGGCUCCUGCUGCUGGCCCUGCUCUUGGGGCUGGCCACCCCGUCCAGCCAGCCACCUGCGCCCCUGUUCCCCGCGGCGCCCGGGCCCUGGUUGCGCCGACCCCUUUUCAGCCUGAAACUGUCAGACUCAGAGGAUGGCUUCUUGCGCCGCGCGGGGCCGCUCGAGGUCCCGGCCGACAGCCGCGUGUUCGUGCAGGCGGCCCUGGCCCGUCCCUCUCCGCGCUGGGGCCUGGCCCUGCACCGCUGCUCAGUGACACCGUCCUCUCGCCCGGCCCCCGGCCCCGCCCUGGCGCUGCUGCGAGGGGGCUGCCCCGCCGACUCCUCGGUCGCCUUCCCGUCACAGCGGCUGUUCCCGGGUGCCCUCCGCCCCACGCGUUUCAGCUUCCGCCUGCGCCCCGUCUUCAACGCCUCUGUGCAGUUCUUGCACUGCCAGCUGAGCCGCUGUCGCCGCCUCCGGGGAGCCCGCCGGAUGCCUGCUCGCCGAAUGCCUGCACCUCCGACGCUGCCACCGCCGUCGCCGUGUCUGCCUCGGGAUGAGGCGUGCGCGGGCGCCGGCAGUGGCAGCGAUGAGAGCCUAGGUGCCGACAGCCCCUACCUGCACACGCUGACGCAGCCCAUCGUGGUCACGGUGCCGCGGCUGCCCACCAGGCCGCCCAAGGGCAUCCCCGGCAGAACUGUGCGCCCGGAGCCUCCCGCGCCUGCCCCGGGGGCCCUGGAGCCCGCGCCGGUGGUAGCGCUUGUGGUGGCCGCCUUCGUGCUGGGCGCCGCUCUGGCUGCCGGGCUCGGCCUCGUCUGCGCGCACUCAGUGCCCGCACCCCCGGUCCCGCCCCGAGAGCCUCGCCCAGCUGCCCCCAGUCCAGGAGGCCCCAGUGAGGCAGGGAUGGAACGCCCCCAACAGGGUCUGGAGACGCACUAGCCACGGCCUCGGACCAGGCCCGCCAGGACUGGACCGGCUGCCAUUAACCUCGGACCCUAUGGGACCACGAUUCCUGCGCCCCGCGACCCCUCGCUCCCACCCUCUCACCUGGGCUCAAAAUAAACAUCUGGUCUGAC